This is a messenger RNA of Phaeodactylum tricornutum CCAP 1055/1, 913 nucleotides long. RefSeq lists its product with no specific name. The transcript has a single exon. Gene Ontology annotation, molecular function: 8-oxo-7,8-dihydroguanosine triphosphate pyrophosphatase activity. Gene Ontology annotation, biological process: DNA protection. The record is from RefSeq and is a predicted model, not a curated record. NCBI's taxonomy places the organism in Eukaryota, Bacillariophyta, Bacillariophyceae, Surirellales, Neidiaceae. The coding region runs from base 117 to 821 and encodes 234 amino acids.
UGCUUUGACUGUGAGUCCACCGGAUACAGUCUCGAGUUUUUAAAAAGGCUUUACGGUUACAUUAUUUUUUAUUCACCCCAGAUAAUUAUUCAUUUGCUCUCAGGGUUUUCGUGGCCAUGGCGUCGUCACCGGCUCCGCAAAACACUUUCCGACAUGUUUUGCCGCCGGACCAUCUUGGAACAAGACACAUUUCCCAUCAAGCCUUUUGUUUGGCAGUAAACUACACAUCCUCCCGAGAGAAAGAGUACUCUCUAGUGGUGGUCACCGACUCGGAGAAGCAACGUAUACUGUUAGGUGAAAAGCAUCGAGGGUUUGGUACUGGGAUGUACAACUCAUUCGGGGGUAAACUUGAGCGAGAGGAGUCUGCCACGGCUUCCGCUUGUCGCGAACUCGAAGAAGAAACGGGCAUUGUGUCGCCGCUAUCGAUUAUGGAGGAAUCACAUGUUGGAACGCUGCGGUUUACUUUUGAAGAUUCUGAGACCGAAAUGGUAGUGCAUUUGUUUCGAGUGAAUGUUACAAUAUCUGCUUCGGGCAACGAUAAAAGUGGUGGGCCAGCAUUGCAAAGUGGCGGCCGAACCUUUCCUAUUGCGAUAAAGAGCGACACUAUUCGUGGAUGCGACGAGAUUACCCCCUUUUGGGUUGACAAUUGGUCUGCUAUACCUUUUGAUAACAUGUUUGCCGACGAUUCGUUGUGGCUGCCUGCUUUGUUGUCUGGUUCAGACUUCAUCCGUUUGGACGGCUGGUUUCAUUUUCAAGCCGGUGGUCAAAACAUUAAUUCUAUAUCGCACUGGUACAUGGACAUCAAUGACAAUCCUGCUUAAAACCAUCCAGGCAAUAGCCAGCUGCAAGGGGUGUGUGGACAGUUGUUCUCCGAGGUUUACUUUAGAACAGAGACUGUUGCAUGCCUUGCAUG